CACACUCAACUAACACUCUCUGGAAGAUUAUGAAGUCCUUCAGGUUUUCUGUUGCAGUGAUGAUCAUACUUGCCCUCUUUUAUAUUCAAGAUGGUUACACCUUCUCUACUGAUAAUGGGGAUCCUAACCAGGAUAUGGUGAAAAGAAGAGAUGAAGAGAUGAUCUAUGAGAUCCCAGCGGACCACUGGAAGGUGGCAUACAACAACAGACAGAAACGUCACACUGAACCUGGAGCUUGCCGCUUUUGCUGUUCGCAAAACUGCUGUGGCCGGGGGGAUUUCUGCGGCCUCUGCUGCUGUAACAUCACAAUGGACAAAUUCUUCACCAGUGUCCCUCCAGCUGAGAAGUUCCUCUUGGAGGAUGCUACUGUACAGGGCUGUGCCAGAGAAAACUUUAAGAAACUACAAUUUUCUGCUUACUUAACAAUUGAAGCUACUCAAGAGCGAAAAAUGAAGACAUUCAAGAUUGCAGUUGCAGUGAUCCUUUUGCUCACCUAUAUUUUAAUACAGGAGAGCUGUGCCUCGCCAUUUACUGAAGAAGAAGUAGAAGUGAGAGAUGGUGAAGGUUUGGAACAUUUUGAGAUGCAAUCAGAGCAAUCAAAGAUGGGUGGUUAUGUCAGAGAUAAACGCAGCAGGAAUGAGAAAGAUUGCCACUUUUGCUGUAAUUGCUGUCAUCGUGGGUCAACAUGGUGUGGUCUCUGCUGUGAAUGGUGAUUCCUGGAAUCUGUACUGGUACUUCUGUACUGUAAUCAAGCUCUUUUAUCACAAUAAACCUUAAUAUUGAA
Molecule: messenger RNA, 784 nt
Organism: Phycodurus eques (leafy seadragon)
Lineage: Eukaryota; Metazoa; Chordata; Actinopteri; Syngnathiformes; Syngnathidae
Exons: 7
Coding region: 30-713 (227 amino acids)
Biological process (GO): intracellular iron ion homeostasis; defense response to bacterium
Cellular component (GO): extracellular region
Source: RefSeq, a predicted model, not a curated record